AUGGCGGGCGCCGGGCUCCGGCCGCGGAGCUGGGGUCGGCAGGAGGCGGGCACCGGGGACGAGGCGGCGGCCGGGGCGCCCGGCCAGGGGCCGUGUCGGUGCGCGCAGGGGCGGCGGGCGCAGGCCGUCCCCCGGAAGCCGAGCGUGCCCGCCGCGUGGACCCCCUUCAUGGAGGCUGAGGAGAUGCACUGGCCUGUCCCCAUGAGGGCCAUUGGUGCCCAAAACCUGCUAACCAUGCCAGGGGGUGUCGCCAAGGCUGGCUACCUGCACAAGAAGGGUGGUACCCAGCUGCAGCUGCUCAAAUGGCCCCUGCGCUUUGUCAUCAUCCACAAGCGGUGCAUCUACUAUUUCAAGAGCAGCACGUCGGCCUCCCCGCAGGGCGCCUUCUCACUGAGCGGCUAUAACCGGGUGAUGCGGGCAGCUGAGGAAACGACAUCCAACAAUGUCUUCCCCUUCAAGAUCGUCCACAUCAGCAAGAAGCAUCGCACGUGGCUCUUCUCAGCCUCCUCUGAGGAUGAGCGCAAGAGCUGGAUGGCCUUGCUGCGCAGGGAGAUUGGCCACUUCCAGGAGAAGAAGGAGCUGCCCCUGGAUGCCAGCGACUCCAGCUCUGACACAGACAGCUUCUACGGUGCCGUCGAGCGGCCUGUGGACAUCAGCCUCUCUCCAUAUCCCAUGGACAACGAAGACUACGAGCGUGACGAUGAGGACGACUCAUACAUGGAGCCCGACUCUCCUGAGCCCGUGAAGCCUGAGGAUGCCCUGACCCACCCGCCGGCCUACCCGCCCCCCCCAGUGCCCACACCCAGGAAGCCAGCCUUCUCUGACAUGCCCCGUGCCCACUCCUUCACAUCCAAGGGCCCAGGCCCCCUGCUGCCACCUCCGCCCCCGAAGCGCGGCCUUCCUGAUGCUGGUCCAGCCCCUGAGGACUCCAAGAAAGACCCACUGGGCCUGAGGCGGACAGAACCUACCCCCAGGGUGCCUGCUACCUCCCGAAGGAUGAGCGAUCCCCCAAUGGGCAGCAUGCCCACCACGCCCAACCUCCGGAAACCCCCAUGCUUCCGGGAGAGCACCAGCCCCAGCCCGGAGCACUGGAGCCAUGGCCACGGGGCCAGCCUUGCUUCCAGCUGUGCCACCAUAGCCGCUGCCACCUCCAGGAACUGCGACAAGCUCAAGUCCAUCCACCUGUCCCCCUGGGGGCCACCCACAUCUGAGCCCCUGCUCAAGUCCGUCCACCUGUCCCCCCGGGGGCUGCCCACAUCUGAGCCCCUGCUCAAGUCCAUCCACCUGUCCCCCCGGGGGCCGCCCACAUCUGAGCCCCCACCAGUGCCAGCCAACAAGCCCAAGUUCCUGAAGAUAGCUGAAGAGGCACCCCCAAGGGAGACAGCCAGGCCUGGACUCUUUGUGCCCCCUGUGGCUCCCAGGCCCCCUGCACUGAAGCUGCCCCUGCCUGAGGCCACAGUUUGGCCUGCAGUACUGCCCAGGCCGGAGAAGCCGCCGCUCCCCCACCUCCAGCGAUCACCCCCUGAUGGGCAGAGUUUCAGAAGCUUCUCCUUUGAGAAACCUCGGCUACCCUCGCAGGCUGACACUGGCGGGGAGGACUCAGAUGAGGACUAUGAGAAGGUGCCGCUGCCCAACUCAGUCUUUGUCAAUACCACGGAGUCCUGCGAAGUGGAAAGGUUGUUCAAAGCCACGAGCCCCCAUGGAGAGCCCCAGGAUGGGCUCUACUGCAUCCGGAACUCCUCCACCAAGUCGGGGAAGGUUCUGGUCGUGUGGGAUGAAAGCUCCAACAAAGUGAGGAACUACCGCAUCUUCGAGAAGGACUCCAAGUUCUACCUGGAGGGCGAGGUCCUGUUUGUGAGCGUGGGCAGCAUGGUGGAACACUACCACACCCACGUGCUGCCCAGCCACCAGAGCCUGCUGCUGCGGCACCCCUACGGCUACGCUGGCCCCAGGUGACGCCUGCCACACACAGCUGCUGGGCAGAGGCGGUCACGGGGGCCACGGCCCCAGGCCACACAAAGGGAGAGUGGCCUGCAUGGGAGGAUGAGCAGGAGCAAGGGCCCUGCUUGACCUGGGGCCUCCCCAACGGAUGCCUUGUAGGAUCUGGCCAGGCCCCACCCAGCGGGCUGGGUCCACGAGGAUGGACUAGGCCCUGGGCUCCAGAGGACUGGGGCAUUCUCCUGCCCCAUGUGGCUGUGCCCUGUCCCACCUCCCAGGAAUCCCAGGACUGAGCCCUGCCUGGGCUUCAAGAACAGAAAGGCUGGUCCCCCCAGCACACCCAUCCUGCAGUGGGCUGGGAGCUGGGCAGG
Messenger RNA from Cynocephalus volans (Philippine flying lemur), 2309 nucleotides. RefSeq names its product SH3 domain binding protein 2 (gene SH3BP2). The coding region runs from base 1 to 1956 and encodes 651 amino acids. The record is from RefSeq and is a predicted model, not a curated record. Lineage: Eukaryota; Metazoa; Chordata; Mammalia; Dermoptera; Cynocephalidae. Gene Ontology annotation, molecular function: SH3 domain binding. The transcript is spliced from 13 exons. Gene Ontology annotation, biological process: signal transduction.